UACAUAUAUCACAGAUGAGAAUGGUAUUGCCUACUUCUCUCUGAAUACAACUGCCUGGAACAACACCAUGGUUUCUAUAAAGGCAACAUACACAAUUGGGAAUAAAACUGAAGAACAGAUUGCUCGGAUGUCAGACUUUGAAGAUUAUAAGUGGCUGAAGCCCUUCUACUCAGAGAGUAACAGUUUCCUUGAGAUUCAGCAUGUUGAAGAGGAGCUGCCCUGUGGAAAGGAUCAGGAAGUAUUGGUAGAUUAUAUCCUUGACCAGAAAGAGCUGGGCCCUGAGGCUGACCAUAUAGAUUUUUAUUACUUGCUUGUAUCAAAAGGAAAGAUUGUUUCCAGUGGACAGAAGCAAGUGCCUGUUGGCCAGGAUGAGACACUCAAAGGCACCUUCUCUCUUAUCCUGACUCCCAGCUCUAAGCUGGCACCCUCUGCCAAGCUUUUGUUGUUUGCAGUUUUCGCUGAUGGUGAAGUGGCAGCUGAUGUUGAUGUGUUCACAAUAAACAUGUGCUUCGAACAUAAGGUGAAGUUGGGGUUCUCAUCAGAGGAAGAGCUUCCAGGGUCAAAGGUCAAUCUGCAGAUAGAAGCUGCCCCUGGUGCAUUCUGCUCUGUCCAGGCUGUGGACAAGAGUGUCCUCUUGAAGAGGAACUUAACUCUGACACCAUUAACAGUAUACACUGCUUCUUUAACCUAUUGGCUUGAUUUAAUAGUAGAAGGAUUUCACUAUCGCAUGGAAGAUUUUGAACCUUAUCCUUGCUUGCCCCCUCCGGAUCUUAAACAAGGGAAAAAUCAGCCUUCCAGGGUAGCUCCCUGGUAUCAAAGAGAAGCUGAUGUUUAUAGCCUGUUCAAGCAAUCAAGAUUGAAAAUUUUAACAAACACAAAAGUGAAAAAGCCUGUUUCCUGUGACCUUCCACCUCCAGACAGAAUUGUUUUCAAAAGUGGCAGGGCAAAAGGUACUUCAGUUGCUGAGCAUCUUGAAAAUAUAUCUCAAGAUAUUGCUGCCACAAAACCAAGACAGGAUACAAAAACCAAACCUAGGACACGCUUUCCAGAAAACUGGAUUUGGGAUUUAGUACCUGUUGACGAGGAAGGGAAAGCAGUUCACUCAGUCACUGUUCCGGACACAAUCACGGAGUGGAACGCAAAUGCAUUCUGUCUGGCAGAUAUAGGCUUUGGCCUGUCUCAAUUAACCACAAUCAGGGUUUUCCAGCCCUUCUUCACUGAUCUGACUCUGCCAUAUUCUGUGAUUCGUGGAGAGACUUUCCAGAUAAAGGUCACAGUCUUUAACUUCCUCAAGGACUGUAUCCAGGUGAGAACAACCCUGCUAGACUCUGAGGAAGUGGAGGUGAAGCCCUGUCCUGACUGCCUGUUCACCACCUGCUUGUGUGCUGAGGAAGCCAAGGUCUUCUCCUGGAAUGUGACAGCUACCCAGCUGGGGCAUGUGAACAUCUCAGUAAGAAGUGAGGCUGAGGAGACCCAAGCAUUGUGUGGCAACAAGAUCUCUGUCACUCCCACGCAUGGCCAGUCAGACACAGUUAUCAAAUCUUUACUUGUCAAGCCAGAAGGUGUCCUUGAAGAAAAAGCCCAGAACACUUUCCUAUGCUCUUCAGGAGAACCAGCAUCCGAAGAAGUUUUCCUAACAAUGCCAGAAGCAGUUGUGCAGGAUUCUGGGCGGGCCACUGUAUCUGUCAUUGGAGACAUUAUGGGAGCUGCGCUAGAAAAUAUAGGCCAACUGCUUCAGAUGCCCUUUGGCUGUGGUGAGCAGAAUAUGGUCAAGUUUGUUCCCAACACCGUUGUACUCCAAUACUUGGAAGAAACCAAUCAGGUGACUCUGGAAUUAAGGAAUCAGGCAAUAGAGCACAUGAAGAGUGGAUAUCAACGGCAGCUGCUUUAUAAACACAAUGAUGGCUCCUAUAGUGCCUUUGGAAAACGUGACGAAGAGGGAAACACUUGGCUGACUGCAUUUGUGGCCAAGGCUUUUGGCCAGGCAAAGCGCUACAUCUAUGUGGAUGAAAGGCAUAUUCAGAAUACUGUGGACUGGUUGAAGAAACACCAACUUCCCAGUGGCUGCUUUGAAAGUGUGGGGAGGCUCUUUAACAAUGCCCUGAAGGGUGGUGUGGAUGAUGAACUCUCUCUGACAGCCUAUGUCACUGCUUCUUUGCUGGAGCUGCACCUAGAGAAGAAUAGGAGCCUGGUAGAUGAUGCCUUACUCUGCCUGAAGAGAAACCUGAACUCUAUAAACAAUACCUACUCCAAAGCUUUGCUGGCUUACGUGUUCACGUUGGCUGGGGACACAGAGACCCGGCAACAGCUCGUCAAAGAAUUAGAAGAGGAAGUUUUCAAAACAGAAGAUGUUCCAAAUAUUGAAACAAUGGCCUAUGUGCUGUUGGCUCACCUUUCUAUGAUGGAAGUAUCCACAGACGAUAUCAACUAUGCCUCUCAGUUGGUAGUCAACCUCAAUAAACAACGGAAUACUUAUGGAGGAUUUAGUUCCACCCAGGAUACUGUGAUUGGCCUGCAGAGCUUAGCCAGAUAUGCAGCCUUGACAUAUGUUGAGAUAGAAAAUCUAAACUUGAUAAUGAAAUCCGGCAAAGGCUUCCAGCAUGAAUUCCAUCUGAACAAGCAAAAUCAGCUGGUGCUCCAGCAGGCCUCUCUUCCAGAGAUCCCUGGUCAAUACAAGAUGGAGCUCUCAGGGCAUGGCUGUGUUUAUGUGCAGACUAAUCUUCGAUAUAACAGGAUGCCUCCAGAGUCUGAUGCUUUUGCUUUGAGAGUGGAAACAUCACCAAACAAAUGCACCCAGAGUUCCAGGAAAUCUUUUGAGAUCCGACUUGAAGUGAGUUACACAGGUCAACGAGAGGCAAGCAAUAUGGUUCUAUUGGAUGUGAAUAUGAUAUCUGGGUAUAUUCCUGUAAAGAAAUCUGUAACAAAGCUGCUAGAGAAACCAUUGGUUAAAAAGGUGGAAUUUGAUCCUGAGAAGAUCAGCAUUUACCUGGAUCAGUUGGAUAAUAAUGUUCAAAAGUAUAGCUUUGUUGUGGAGCAGGAAACAAAUGUGUGGGAUCUGAAGGCAGCCAUAGUGAAAGUUUAUGAUUACUAUUAUCCAGGAGACAAAUUGAUUACUGAAUACAAUGCUCCUUGCAGUGCAGAGACAACAAAAGAAGAUCACAACUAAUGGUCUGUUAAGGGAACACUGGAAGUGCUGGAGUAGAUCUUCCAUCUUUGUAAUUGUUGCUUUUGAAGUAAACAUGUCAGAUCCCUAAAGUGAUACUGCCAUUCAACUGGGGAAAGGGGGGGGGACCCCAAGUAUAUUUCUUUAUUCUUACUUUUGACAACUGUUAGUUUAUAAUCUUUAUCCUGGCACCUAAGUGCCUUGAGAUUUUCUCAUCUUUAGGGGAAUGUAUAAAGGGGGAGGGCCAUGUGGGUUGUUUCACUCUGAAAGCCGGCAGAAGAUGACCCUGAGAAUGCUUGUUUAUCUAGUUCUCAGGAUGGCCGUUACAAUAACAUAUUGUAUUGCAACAUGUAAUAUAACAUAUACUGUGGAUUGGCUGAGUCUACAUUGGGUUGAAGGGAGGGUUCUCUAAUGCCUUAAUUCUAACUGUAUUGCCUAAGGGAAUUCAGAGUCUGCUUUGCUUUUGUUCUGCUAUCACUUUUGCUCAAUAAAAGGUUCCUUUUGAA
This is a messenger RNA of Notechis scutatus (mainland tiger snake), 3669 nucleotides long. RefSeq names its product alpha-2-macroglobulin-like protein 1. The record is from RefSeq and is a predicted model, not a curated record. Gene Ontology annotation, molecular function: endopeptidase inhibitor activity. Gene Ontology annotation, cellular component: extracellular region. Lineage: Eukaryota; Metazoa; Chordata; Lepidosauria; Squamata; Elapidae.